Molecule: messenger RNA, 2010 nt
Organism: Myodes glareolus (Bank vole)
Lineage: Eukaryota; Metazoa; Chordata; Mammalia; Rodentia; Cricetidae
Source: RefSeq, a predicted model, not a curated record
GCCAACAUCCAUGCUAUAAACCCUCCCCCCACACACACCAACCAAGGGGUGGCCUCAGCCCCCAUCACGAGACCUGUCCAGGACAAGCUUCAGGUGAGACCCCCUAACCUCACAUCCUGUGCACCCCGACUCCCCAGAACCCAGGGAUUGGCAGGAAUAGGCAGGCCUCCCUUCCAAAGGAGACGGCAGGGAUUGGAGGUAGGGUAUGCAUGGGUAGCCUGAUGCUAUCACUUCAGGAGACACUGCGGCUGAAGGAGAAGGAAGGCUGCCCACAGGCCUUCCAUGCCCUGCUGUCCUGGCUCCUGACCCAGGACAGUGGGGCCAUCCUGGACUUCUGGAGGGUUCUCUUUAAGGACUACAAUCUGGAACGGUACAGCCGCCUGCACACCAUCCUGGACGGCUUCCCGAAAGAUGUGGACCUGAAUCAGCCCCGGAAGGGGAGGAAGCCCCUUGCUGGUCCCAAAGUCUCCAUACUACCACCCAGACCCCCCACCAAGAGAAAGGCGCUAGAGGAACCUCGAGCUACCCCACCGGCAACUCUGACCCCAAAGAGCUCCUCCAGCCCAGGCUCCCACCCAAAGACUAAGCCCCCUAAGAAGCCAGAGGGCAAUUUGGAGUCACAGCGCCUCCCGCUGGGGAAUGGAAUUCAGGCCAUGUCGGCUUCCGUCCAGAGAGCUGUGACUGUGUCCUCUGGGGAUGUCCCAGGAACCCGAGGGGCCGUGGAAGGAAUCCUCAUCCAGCAGGUGUUUGAGGCAGGAGGCUCCAAGAAGUGCAUCCAAGUUGGGGGCGAGUUUUACACUCCAAGCAAGUUUGAAGACCCCAGUGGCAAUGCAAAGAACAAGACCCGUGGUGGUGGCAGCCUAAAGCCGGUAGUCCGAGCCAAGGGAACCCAGGCCACUAUCCCUGGUAGAGAUGAGCAGAGAAUAGGCCAGCAGUGUGGGGUUCCUGCCCUUCCGGCCCUUCCCAGUGAGCCCCAGGUUCACCAGAAUGAGGACGAAUGUGCCGUGUGUCACGAUGGAGGUGAGCUCAUCUGCUGUGAUGGCUGUCCCCGGGCUUUCCACCUGGCUUGCCUGUGCCCGCCUCUGCAGGAGAUCCCCAGCGGCCUCUGGAGGUGCUCCUGCUGCCUCCAGGGCAGAGUCCAGAAGAGCCUGUCCCAGCCUGAGGAGUCCAGGCCCCCGGAGCCACCUGCAGAGACCCCGAUCCUCCUGGGACUGAGGCCAGCUUCAGAGGGGACCAGAGGCCUGUCCAGGGAGCACCCGGCCAGCUCAGAUGCUGCUAUCACAUACGUGAACCUGCUGGCCCCACCUUCUGCAGCCCCCCUGCCUCUGCUGGAGCCUUCAGCACUACGUCCUCUGCUGAGUGCUGGGACUGAGGGGCAGCAGGGUCCCGCACCAGGUGCACGGUGCGGUGUCUGUGGGGACGGUGCAGACACGCUGCGGUGCGCACACUGUGCAGCCGCCUUCCACUGGCGCUGCCACUUCCCGAUGGCCGCAGCCCGACCGGGGACGAACCCCCGCUGCAAGUCCUGCUCUACAGACCCAACGACUCCCAUGCCAGGAGAGGCAGCGCCCACUUCUGCACGCCCAGCCCAGCCCGGACUUGCCAAGGUGGGUGACGACUCUGCUGGUCAUGAGCCUGUUCUGCAAAGGGACGAUCUGGAGUCCCUCCUGAAUGAGCAUUCCUUCGACGGCAUCCUGCAGUGGGCCAUCCAGAGCAUGUCACGCCCGCUGGCCGAGACACCGCCCUUCUCCUCCUGACCCCAGGUGGCCCAGGAGGGUGGACAGCAUAGCACCAGCCCCCACGGCACGUCUUCGGAUGAGGCAGAGUGGCCUUAUGCCUGCAGCCACUCUGUUCUGAGAGGACAUGCUCCGUCAGCCUGGAGGCUGGAUUGGUUAGGACCAAGAGCUGGCGGGUUCCAAUUGUUACCACUCAGCUUGCAGAUGGUCCUGGUCCUUGUGGGGAGACAAGACUGUCCUGUGUCCUGAAAUUAAACACUUCUAUGGGCUUUGA